AACCCACAGAGGAACCAGCUGAGCAGCACAGGACCACACACAGUCUCACUGAGUCAGUAGACAUGGAGGAUGGGAAUCUUGAUCUGCUGCUGGUCAAAGAGGAGACAAUUGAGGAAGAACCAGAGAGCAUUGACCUGCUGAAUGGACUAAAGAUGGGGGAGCAAGGUGGUUGGUUGGAGGCUAACAGAGGAGACUGGGCAGCCAGCUUGGAUUCCCAGACCCCAACAGGUGCAACCAAGGGCCCAAGGGACAUCACCACUGAGCAGGUCAGGACCAGAGGCGACAUAGUGGAAGUCAGUGGAUGGGACAGCGUCCUCAACUCUGGGCUGGGGAACAACACCGUUAACCACAACCAGAAACAGACAACUGAACACAAAACAGCAACCGAACUUAGUCUCCAUGACAACAGACUAGCUGAGACCAGGGCGAGGUGUAGAUUUGGUCUGCGGGCACGAGGAGGUGUCUGUCUAAGAACAAAUCCGGCUAGCGAUGCUCCGUCCUGCUCCUAUAGUUGUGAUUCAGAGAGACUGAUGGCGCCUCAGGUUAACCCGCUAACAGGUGCUGCCUUCAGCCUGCCUUCUAUAGGAUCCAUCAACUGGAAUAUGGACCCUGUGACAACACAGACAGUCCCUGGCCUUAAUCCUCCUCACACUCUCCUAAUGUUAAACCAGACCUCAGACAUUGCCAGUGCCUCAACACUAAAUGGCUACAGAAGCCCAUUGACAAAUGAUAGUAGUAGUAAUGCUAUCAGUAGAUCCGGUGGCAAAGAGAAGCGAUUCCAGUGUUCGUUCUGUGGGAAAGCCUUCAGUUUCCCCAAACAGGUGGAGAUCCACCAGAGGAUGCACACAGGGGAGAAGCCAUUCGGCUGCCACCUGUGCCAAGCCAGUUUCUCAGACUCGUCCAACCUGAAGAGGCACCAGAGGGUCCACACAGGGGAGAAACCAUUCGGCUGCCACCUGUGCCGAGCUAGUUUCUCCCACUCCUCCAGCCUGAAGAGGCACCAGAGAGUCCACACAGGGUAGAAAUCCUUCAGCUGCCCCAAUGUGAGAAGAGGUUCUCCCACCAGCUGAACAUGCACCUGGAGGUCCACAAGGGGAAGAGGUUCUCAGCGAGGAGGUACCUCAGAAUACGCAUAGUGAUAUGUUGUACAUUUAUAUUUACAUUUUAGUAAUUUAGCACACUAGUUAGUUUGAAGGUAAAGUGUUUUAUACACAGAUCUUUACAGGAAACCUACUGAUCGUAACAGUUUGUUGAGGGCUGACAGUUGUCACCCACUUCCCUUGAAAAAUAGUUUUCCCUACAGCCAAUUCUGUCGAAACAAAAGAAUUUGCAAAAAACAAUCAGAUUUCGACAGAAAUAUGGCUGAGACGCAAAGAAAAUUCAAGGAGAGGGGGUACAAAAAUGAUCAGAUUAAUAUUGCCAUUGAGAAAAUCCAAAACAAAACGAGACAUGACCUUUUUCAAGGUCAGUCUCGCAAAAAGACGCAUUCUUGUGUUCUAACUACCCGCUAUUCAAAGUGCUCUGAACAAAUUAAGGGAAUCGUUCAAUCAUUGGCACAUUCUAAAAUCCGAUAAUAAUCUCGGUAAUGUGUUUUCGGACCUUCCCUUGGUCGUAUUCUCGCGGGGCAGAAAUCUCAGAGACCAAUUGGUACACUGAUUUACCACCCCAAGAUAUUCCCGAACAAUGUCUAUUUGUGCCCGUACUGGAUGGAAAUUACAAGUGUAAUGGUUGUGCUCAAUGCAAUGGCACUUAUAAAUGUUGAUCCUUCAAACACCCAAAAAUAGGGAAAUAGAUCCCAAUCAAAGUUGUUAUUAUGUGCACCACUAAGGCAGUUAUUUAUCUGAUAACUUGUCCUUGCGGUAAAAAUUAUGUGGGUAAAACAAAGCGCAAAUUAAAAAUACGUAUCUCAGAGCAUCGUAGCACCAUUAGGUGCAAAAACUCGAC
Oncorhynchus tshawytscha (Chinook salmon) is the source of this 1944-nucleotide messenger RNA. RefSeq names its product zinc finger and SCAN domain-containing protein 21-like. Bases 63 to 1022 code for a protein of 319 amino acids. The transcript is spliced from 3 exons. The record is from RefSeq and is a predicted model, not a curated record. Lineage: Eukaryota; Metazoa; Chordata; Actinopteri; Salmoniformes; Salmonidae. Gene Ontology annotation, biological process: regulation of transcription by RNA polymerase II. Gene Ontology annotation, molecular function: RNA polymerase II cis-regulatory region sequence-specific DNA binding; DNA-binding transcription factor activity, RNA polymerase II-specific.